Messenger RNA from Aspergillus novofumigatus IBT 16806, 1493 nucleotides. RefSeq names its product gluconeogenesis factor YvcK family protein. The transcript is spliced from 4 exons. Gene Ontology annotation, molecular function: LPPG:FO 2-phospho-L-lactate transferase activity. Bases 69 to 1493 code for a protein of 474 amino acids. Lineage: Eukaryota; Fungi; Ascomycota; Eurotiomycetes; Eurotiales; Aspergillaceae. The record is from RefSeq and is a predicted model, not a curated record.
CAUUUAACUCUAGUAUUUCUCAGGACUGUGUUUGUCAGCGGUGCUUUUCGACAUAUGCUCAAGCCAGCAUGUCGACCGUAUCUCCCAACAGGGGUAUCGUGGUCUUCUCGGGAGGAAGCGCUGCCAACAAUCUCGUCGAUGUCUUUAGCAGGAUACGCGAGAGUAAGGAUUGCUUGUUAAGCUACAUCAUCCCCAUUAGCGACAAUGGAGGCUCCUCCUCUGAGCUGAUCCGAAUAUUCGGCGGUCCUGGCAUCGGCGAUGUGAGAAGUAGACUGGUCCGUCUGAUCCCUGACUCGCCUCCGAAUUCAGAACGGGCAGCGAUCAAGACCCUGUUCAACCACCGGCUCCCUUCGGACGCUGUCACGGCCCACAGAGCAUGGCAGUCAAUCGUAGACGGUACUUCCGAGCUCUGGAAAACCAUCACGCCCGCCAAGAAAGAGCUGAUACGCUCGUUCUUCAACUUGCUGAACCUGGAGAUCCUCAAGCGGGCACGACCGCCCUCGUCGACCUUUGACUUCACCUCGGCCAGCGUCGGCAAUCUCUUCCUCACCGGCGCACGCCUGUUCAGCGGCAGCUUCGAGAGCGCUAUCUACCUCCUAGGAAGCAUCUGCGGCGUCCAAUCCGACCUGGUCCGCGUCAUCCCAGCCAUCAACUCCAACUUCUCCCACCACAUCUCCGCCUCCCUGGCCGACGGCACCGUCAUCGUCGGCCAGAACAGCAUCUCCCACCCAAGCUCCAGACGGCCCAGCCUCCUCCUCGCCGACGGCGCCUCCGACCUCGAGGACACAGAACCCUCCGACGCCUCGGACGCCGCCACCUACGAAGACGACCACCUUCCCGGCUCGCUCCCCACCCUCCGCAACAAAAACAUCCAGUUCAGCAAAUCAGCCAACGAGGACCUGCCCGCCCGCAUCACCCGCAUCUGGUACAUAAACCCCUACGGCCAGGAGAUCCGGCCCCCGCUAACCCGCGCCAUCGGUUCCCUCUACACUUCCCUCGUCCCCUCCCUCAUCCUCCGCGGCGUCGGCCAGGCAAUCGCCACCAGCCCAGCCCGCCACAAAAUUCUUAUUCUCAAUGGCUCCCUAGACAGGGAAACCGGCCCGCCCUCGCAGCUCUUCACGGCGGUCGAUUUCGUCGAGGCAAUCGCCCGUGCAGGAGAGGAAAGCCGUGGCCGGCCAGCCCACUUGCCUUCGCCGCCGUAUUCCUCCUACGUUACGCAUCUUCUGCAUCUCGAUGGGCCGGGAACGCCCCAGGUUGACCGCGAGCGCCUGGCGGAAAUGGGCGUCGAGACGCUCCGUUUAUACGGGCGGAAGAUUACGGCGCCGGGGCCGGACGGUGAGGAGGUUGCCUUGGGGAUGAAGUAUGAUCCUACGGCUCUUGUGCAGGCGUUGGAGGUAGUACUGGGUCGUAAAGGGGAUGCGAUGCUUCGUGGGGAUGGGCUGAGCAGAAGAAAUACAUUAGAUCCUGGGAGGAGAAGGGCAGAAGAAAAAUAA